Messenger RNA from Strongyloides ratti, 1728 nucleotides. RefSeq lists its product as hypothetical. The coding region runs from base 1 to 1728 and encodes 575 amino acids. The record is from RefSeq and is a predicted model, not a curated record. NCBI's taxonomy places the organism in Eukaryota, Metazoa, Nematoda, Chromadorea, Rhabditida, Strongyloididae. The transcript has 2 exons.
AUGGUACUUAUUUUUAGUAAUAUACUAGAGGGAUGUGGUGUAAAUCCUAAUUAUAAUUCAAGGAGUGAUGGUGUUAGUAUAAAAAAAAUAUCUACUGAUAAGAGUGAAGAAACAAAAAAAGUUCCUGAUAAUGAUACUGGAGAAGAUUAUAAUACCUCUACAGAAAUUGAUAAAAGUAAUAAAAUUUCUGGUGAAGAAGAAGAAGUAGAAGAUAGUCAAGUUACGAAGGCAAUAGUUACUGAUGAUUGGAAAAAAUCUUCAGAUUAUGAAGAAAAUGAUAUAAUUGUUAGUGAGUCAAAACAAAAUUAUGAAAUACAAAGUGGUAUUGUUACUAAACGGUUAAAUAUUUAUGAUAAGAAUAAAAGUUUAAAAAAUGAAAGAAAUAAUAAAAAUGAGUCAUAUUCAAAUUAUGGAAUACGAGAUAGUUAUACAACGACACAAUCAGGUAUUGAUGAUAAAGGUAAAACUUUAAAGUAUGAAGAAAAUGAUAAAAAUUUAACUGAGACAUAUUCAAAUCAUGAGAUACAAAAAAUUGUACUUGAUACUUUUAAAAAUUACCAAGAAAUGGAUUCAACAAAUGUACAACUUUUAAAUAAUACAAAUACAACAAUAAUAAAUAAAGAAAAUAAAACUUCUUUAUUAUUUUAUGCAAAUGAAACAACAAAUAAUAACGAAAAUAUACCUCAAAGCGAUAGCAUAUUAUCAACUUUACUAAUAGACAAUAAUAAAAAAAUUGAUAUUUCAAGUAAUGAUAGUUUACAUGCUACAAUAUAUGAUAUUAAUUUUGAGUUAAAAAAUAAUACUUUAACUACAAAUACCUCUAAUGCUAAUAGAUAUGACUCAAUUGAAGAAAUAUAUAUUGAUAAUGAAAAUAUUAAAGAUAAUAUAACAUCACGUUAUGAUAAUAGUAGUGAAACAGAUAACAAUCAAGAUUAUGUUAAUUUAUCUACCAGCUAUCCAAAUGAAAAUUAUGACACAAAUUUUGAAGAUAGUACUAAUUUUUAUACAAAUAACACUACUAAUAAUGAUACAAAUUUUGAUUACAAAGAUAUAAAAGAAAAAACAACUGAAUUAAUAGAUGUACCUGAUGAUGAAAUAAGUAAUGAAAUAAAAAGUAUAUUAAGAGUUCCGGAUAAAUUUGAAUUAUUUACAAGGGAUGAUAUUAUAAAAUUAAGUAAAAAAAGAAAAUGUAAAAAGAUUAAAAAUCAACCUUCUGUCUUUUUUUCAUCAUCAAUAACACAACAUGAUAUUAUAAGUUCUGUUGGAUUAAAUAAUGGAACUGUUUGUUCAAGUUGUUCUGAUGGUUAUCUUACAUAUUUUUCUCCCUAUAAAAUAAAUAGAAUAACUAAAGAUUCAGGACCUAUUGUUGAUAUUUCAUGUUUGGCAGGGCAAAAUUUGUGUAUUUGUGAUAAGGAAGAUAUUUGUUAUACUCCUAAUUCAAAAAAUAUUUCAAUAAUGUUAUAUCCAAUAUGUAUUAAAAAACAAUGUAAUGUUUAUGCUAUUUUAGCAGGAUAUAAAAAAGGUGAUGCUCUAAUUUCUCUUGAUAAUACUCAAUUUUUUUACUCAAUUAAUCAAAUUAAUUUUAUGACCAAAGAAUAUUGGCCAUUCAAUACUGAUGGUGUCUAUUUAAAAGUAAAAAGUAUUGGAUGUAAUGGAUGUAAUAUUAAAUAUUGUAAAAAAAGUAGAAAAUAUCGUAGAAAAGCUUAUCAUAAAAAUAAAAAUCAUUAA